GAUGGGGUGUUAUGGGGUUAGAUGGGAUCUUAUGGGGUUAGAUGGGGUGUUAUGGGGUUAUAUGGCAGGGUGAAGGAUGCCGUCUGGGUACGGGGGUGUUAUGGGUUCUAUGGGGUUGUGUGGGUGUUAUGGGGUUAUAUAGGAUCUUAUGGAGUUCUAUGGGGUGUUAUGGGGUUAUAUGGGGUUCUAUGGGGUUAUAUGGCAGGGUGAAGGACGUCGUCUGGGUACGGGGGUGUUGUGGGUUUGUGUGGGGUGUUGUGGGGUUGUGUGGGUUGUUAUGGGGUUCUAUGGGAUCCUAUGGGGUUACGUGGGGUUCUAUGGGGUCACUUAUGGGGCGGAUUUGGGGCACUGACGCCAUUCCCCCCCCAGGAGAAGAUCAAGGAGAUCGGGGAGCGGCAGCCCGACAACCCCCAGGAGGCGCCGCCCGGCAUCCAGGCGGUGUCGGAGCAGCUGAGGCCGCUGCUGCUGUGGCUGGCGAACGGCGUGGAGCUGCUGAACAUCGCGCAGGGCCGCGUGGCGGAGAUGGAGGCCGAGAUGGAGAUGGACGGUGCGGGGGGGGG
Messenger RNA from Phasianus colchicus (ring-necked pheasant), 560 nucleotides. The record is from RefSeq and is a predicted model, not a curated record. NCBI's taxonomy places the organism in Eukaryota, Metazoa, Chordata, Aves, Galliformes, Phasianidae.